Solea solea (common sole) is the source of this 5744-nucleotide messenger RNA. RefSeq names its product poly(ADP-ribose) polymerase family member 14-related sequence 1 (gene parp14rs1). Gene Ontology annotation, molecular function: transcription corepressor activity; NAD+ poly-ADP-ribosyltransferase activity. The transcript is spliced from 17 exons. Gene Ontology annotation, cellular component: cytoplasm; nucleus. The record is from RefSeq and is a predicted model, not a curated record. Gene Ontology annotation, biological process: negative regulation of gene expression. Lineage: Eukaryota; Metazoa; Chordata; Actinopteri; Pleuronectiformes; Soleidae. Bases 1 to 5370 code for a protein of 1789 amino acids.
AUGGCGGACGAGUAUUCUUACCCUCUGCUCGUCGAGCUCGACAAAAACAACGUAGAGAGAUUAAAGUUUAAGUUGACUAAAUACUUUCAAAGCAAGAAAGCCAACGGCGGAGACUGUGAAGUGGAACAUGAAAGCGGCAGCAGAACAGCAGCGCUGCGCUUCCGCACACAGGGAGACCAGAUGAAUGUUUUGGGGAAAGCAACACAUGAGAUGACUUUGAGUAAAGGUGUUACUCUCAAAAUGACAGUUCGCUUACCUCCAGAUGAGAAAGCAGCACAGGAAUCAGGUUCACCUGAUCAACUUGACAAGAAAUUGGAUGUUGCAGAGGCAAAAGGCAGAUAUGAUGAUGAUGCAGAAGAGGAAGAGCCCUGCUCCACCUCAGCUGUUUUAGGAAACAUUCCAGAGACCUUUGACCGGAUGAUGUUGGAGUUGGUGGUGGAACACAUAUUAAAGAAUCACGACUCUCCAUCUGACCCCCCAUGUUUCACAUUGGAAAUCAUUCCUGAAAUCUCGUCUACUGUGGUUUCUUUCCAGGGGGCAAAAGAAAACCUGGACUUUGUCAGGCGCUGCCCUGAAAGCAAGACAUUUACAAGCAAGGGACUGUCAGUGCGACUUCUUGAAGUCACAAAGCAGGUUGCGGUGGAAGACAUCCAAAAUUUAAAUGAAGGUGUCUUACAGCUGUAUUUUGAGACUGAAGGUGGGGAUGUAGAAAAUGUUGAGAUCAAUGAAGAGCAACAAUCUGCCGUCAUCACGUUUAAAGACGAUAAAGCUUUUCAGAAAGUCCUGAAGAAGAAGAAGCAUUGCAUCGGAGAGAAAAAGAUCAGAGUUUUUCCCUUCUAUAAAUCAUUGGGAACUGCCCUCUAUGGCCAAGACAGGCCUUCCCUAAAUCUCCCAGCUCCUGUCUCUGAACCCAUUGACAACGCUGUCUGGAGAUACCUCAAGGACAGUCAAUCAGCAGCAGAGUCCAUUCGCAGUGACUUAGCUAAACACUUCUGUGAUGUAAACCUCCACCAAUCUACUGUGUGCUUGAGCCCCAUGCCCUCACUACUUAAGCAAAUGGAAGCCAAAGCCAUGGUCAGGGAGUGGGGGGAAACUGUGAAGUCAGCCUUUGCGCAAGCUGUGUCAAAAUAUAAAUCCAUCAAGUUUAGGCCUGAGUCAGAGGUGUGGGAAGAGUCUGAGGAGAAUUUCAGACAAACGCUACAGAAUAAGGGUGUUGUCGUUGUUCCUGACAGAACCAGUGGUGUCUUAUCAGUGGUUGGCCUUGAGGACGAUGUCAACAGUCUUGAGGACACUCUUUGUGAAGUCAUAAAAGAAAUUGUCAAACGGAGACAGAGGGCGAAAUCGAGCAUAACCCAAGUGAUCAAAGUGCCCCCGUCAGUAUUCCACCUCUUGUGUAAUGACGAUCUAAAGGAAAAGUUGCUAGGCGUGUACCCAGAACUCAAAAUGUCAUUCAGGACAGAGAGUUCAACUUUGACGGUAACCGGCAUCAGCGAGGAGAUUUUGGAAGCACAAAGAGUCAUAUGCGAUGCAACAUGUUCAGUAAAACGAUCAACUUUAGAAAUGGAUACAUUUGUGCUUGAUUUGUUGAAGGGUGAAGAGGAAGGCGAGCUUACAAAUGCUCUCUUAACAUCUAAUGGAAUAAAUGCCGCAUUCGAGAUCAAUGCACAGAAGGUGCAGCUUCUUGCUUUUUCAGAUAGAGAUCUAAAUGAAGCUACAGAACACCUGCAAGGGCUUCUGAUAUCAGAGUACAUUGAUGUUGAAGAUUGUAGUAUUCUGGAGAAGCCAGAGUGGAUGCAUCUAGUCAGUCAAGUAGAGAAUGCUUACAGUAAGCCAUGCAGAAAACUCCAGAUCCACACCACUGAUCAACAAGUUGUGGUGUGCGGUCACACGGACAGUGUUGUGAAAGUUAGCAGUGAGCUUCACCAGUUCUUAAAGCAGAAUGCUCAAGUUGAAGAAAUUAUUGUCGUCAAGCCCAACACCAUAGUUGAAUAUGUUAAAAAACGCAAAUCAUCUUCUUUGGAGAAGGUGAAAGGCAACGUGGUGGUGUCCUUCAGAAAUGAAGCCAUUUGUCUGAGUGGUUCUAGAGCUGAGGUCACAUACUGCAAGAGUUCGGUCGAAGUCUUGGUCAACUCUGUCAUCUGUGACAGUUUAAAAGUCUCCAAUCCUGCAGUCCAAACGUUCUUCCGGGAAAAUGAAAGAAUGUAUGUUUCCUCACUGUUGGAUGAAACUGGUUGCCUGGUCCAACUGGUUGAUGACACCAAUGGUAAACAGGAUCAGGGACCAACACCUGUUUACAAAGUUAAGACAUUUAAUGGAGUGGAAAUAGCCGUUUGUAAGGCAGAUAUGUGCACUUACCCAGUUGAUGCAGUUGUCAAUUCUUCUAACAAAGACUUGAAACAUGAUGGAGGUCUCUCAGCAGCCCUAUUGAAAGCCGCUGGUCACCAGCUGCAAGUUGAAUGUAACAAAAUAAUUGCCUCGAUGGGGCAGCUCAAGCCCGGAGAAUGUGUCAUAACUGAUGCAGGAGGGCAGCUUUGUUGCAAAAAAAUUAUCCACGUGGUGGGACCAAUAUUUGAUCCAGCUGCAUCCCAGAAGGCUGUGGUACAAAUGAAAAAAGCCGUUAGAGGAAGCUUAGAACUUGCUGAAAGGCAUCGCUUAAGCUCUGUUGCUCUGCCCACCAUCAGCAGAGUCCAGGGCUUUCCUCUCGACUUGUGUGUGACGACCAUCGUCAAAGCAGUGAAGGAACACUGCGAUGAGUGUGAUGAUGAUGACUUGAGGUGGAUUCAUUUGGUGGACAACGAUGACACUGCUGUUCAGGCAAUGGAGAAAGCUCUUAGACGUGAGUUUAAAAACGACAGUGCUAGUCAGUCGCCAUGUCUUCAGGCUAAAGCUACCAGAUCUCCACUUAAGAAACCUGUAGGAUCUUCUUCAGCUGACCCAAACUGCUUGGGUCACGUGAAGACCAAAGAGGGCUUGGACAUUAUUCUUACAAAAGGAAAAAUCCAGGAAGCCAAGACGGCGGUGACUGUAAACACUGUGUCUGAAGAUCUUGCACUGAACAAAGGAGCAGUGUCACACGCCAUCUUCAGUGUGGCUGGACCCCAACUUCAGCAGCUGGUAAAUGCCAAGAGUGCUGGUGGAAAUGUUGGGGAGAUAAUUGUGACGGAUGGCUGCAAGCUGAAGAGUAAGCAAGUCUUUCAUGCAGUUGCACCUGAUUGGGACAACGGACAAGGCACCGCUGAAAAGACGUUGAGUGACAUUUUUAAGAGUUGCUUGGAGACGGCUGAGGAUACUGGCCUGACCUCCAUAUCCUUCCCCGCCAUUGGCACAGGAAACCUGGGUUUCCCAAAAAACCUUGUGGCUUCUUUGCUGUUGAAAGAAAUCUCAGCCUUUAGCAGUAACAAACAACCCAAGCACCUGAACACGGUUGUUAUUAUCCUUUAUCCACAAGACGCACAGACUAUUCAGGCUUUUAGUGAUGAGUUUAUGAACAAGUUCCCUAGUGCCCCAGGUGGUUCAGUGUCCCCGAGUUCACCACAAGCUCAAGGUCACUUCUCUAAAGUGGUCUCGAGCUCGGGAGCACACGAGACAAAAAUUAAAGGUGUGGUGAUCCAGGUGGCAACAGGAGACAUAACCAAGGAGACCAGUGAAGUCGUUGUCAACUCCUCCAAUGAAGCCUUCUCUCUUAAGACAGGAGUAUCCAAGGCUAUCCUGGAUGCAGCUGGGCAGGCUGUUGAAGCAGAAUGUCAAACCCUCGGUGCCCAGGCCAACACAGGCAUGAUAUUGACCCAGCCUGGUAACCUGAUGUGUAAGAAGAUCCUCCACCUGGCCGGACAGUCUGACCCAGUAAAAAUCCAUAAUGUUGUGAAAGACGCACUCCAAAUGUGUAUGAAAAACUCCUUCACCUCGGUCUCAUUUCCUGCCAUUGGCACAGGUCAAGGUAAUGUUCAGGCAAGGCAGGUGGCCGACGCCAUGUUUGACGCAGUGACUGAUGUGCUGAGCCAAAACACUUCCGUCUCCCUAAAGACAAUUCGGAUCGUUAUUUUCCAGCCCCAGAUGCUGCAGGACUUCCACAGUAGUAUGCUCCAAAGAGAACAAAGAGAAGCCCCUAAACUUAAAGAUAAGGGAACUAAUGAUAAGGACAACAGCUGGUUCUGGGGAAGCAUACGCACCAUCAAAUCAUUUAUAAAAGGCGAUGGUACUGGCAAACAACAGAAUGGAGGAGACCUCGCACCCGUGGAAGUAGAACCAACUUUGUUUCACAUCUGCGGCGACACAAAGGCCAACGUUGACUCAGCCAAGAAGUGGAUCACUGACCGGAUAACCAUUGACCAAACCUCACACGUUAUUUCAGACCCCGCCGUCCUAAGCUUCUCUGAUGCAGACCUUCAGCACAUCGCUGACAUCCAGAAGAGGGUGAACAUAACGAUUGACAAGGUCCAAGCCACGUUGACAAUCGAGGGAUUCAGCAAGAACGUUCUGAAGGCCACCAGUGUGAUUACGAAAAUGCUGAAGAAGAUGAAGGAUGACGAGGAUCUACAGAAGGACGUGGAGCUGGUGAGCACAGUGGCAGACUGGCAGUACCAACCGCAAGGGAGUCAGUUUCAGAGUUUUGAUUCCAUGACAAACUUCCAGCUCGAGCAAGCAUGGCAGAAGAAUCAACCAAAUGUCACAGUCACAGUACAGGGCCGCAAUUACACUGUCGCUUUGCCGAAAGGACCAGCCACUGACAGCCAGGGCAAUUCUCUGCAGAUAAAGAGAAUUGACAAACUGAAAGGAGAAGAAGUACCGGUCCACUGGGAUCCUAUGCCUCCCAACACGUCGAGUCACGCUGUUACCAUCAAGGCUGGAACACCCGAGUACACUGAAGUGUUGAAUCUGUUCCAGGCCUCUUGCAAUCGUGCCGUCACUAAGAUUGAGAGAAUCCAGAAUCCUGUGUUGUGGAAAAGCCUUCAGAUCAAGAAGCGUGACAUGGAGCAGAGGAACGGUCAUCAGAACAACGAGAGACGUCUCUUUCACGGCACCUGCCAGACCACCAUAGGAACGAUCAACGAGCUCGGCUUCAACAGGAGCUACGCAGGAAAGAACGCUGCUCGUUACGGCAAUGGCACAUACUUUGCCGUCCAAGCGAACUACUCGGCCCAUGACACAUACUCCAAGCCGAAUCCGAAUGGAGAGAAGUGCAUGUACCUCUGCCGGGUGCUCACCGGGGAUUUCACUGUCGGACAACCAAACAUGAUCACGCCGCCAGCCAAGGGCGCCAGCUCUGUCCAGAUGUACGACAGCGUCGUGGACAAGGCGGUCAAUCCCAGCAUGUUUGUUAUAUUCCACGACAGCCAGGCUUGUCCUGAGUAUUUGAUUACAUUCAAAUGACGUUACUAUGCACUAUCAUAACAAUAACACGUGCCUUAAAAUGUUAUGCUGCUAUUGGAAAGCAUACACUUAUCAUAACGUAGUGCUUUUUUUUUUUGCCUUUUUUUUACAUUUUUAUUAAAUCUAUGUAAAGGGCAAAAGUUUAAUUUAGUUCUUUCCUGGUUUACAAAUUGUCAGUAGUAAUCACAAGUCACACCAGUAUAACUGUCUCUCUUAUACAAUGAAAAUUGGAUGAGUUUGUUUAACUAUUCGUCUCAUCAUGUGUAUAUUAUCAUGGAAACUCUUUGUUUGGUUGUUGUUGUUGUUUUUUUUCCUCAGUUACAAUCCACGUCAGUGCAAAUAAACUUGAUACAAGCACAGAAUUGUGUUGUGUU